Molecule: messenger RNA, 2270 nt
Organism: Anolis carolinensis (green anole)
Lineage: Eukaryota; Metazoa; Chordata; Lepidosauria; Squamata; Anolidae
Gene: cpsf4
Product: cleavage and polyadenylation specific factor 4
Exons: 8
Coding region: 96-905 (269 amino acids)
Molecular function (GO): zinc ion binding; RNA binding
Source: RefSeq, a predicted model, not a curated record
AUGCGCGCGCAGCUUCCCGGCCUCUUUUUUUUUGCCUGAAGGAAGCCUCGGCGAGGCCUUGCUCGCUCCUUCGGCCUCCGUGGAUCCCCGUCACCAUGCAGGAACUCAUCGCCAACGUGGAGCACAUCAAGUUCGAGCUGGAGAUCGCGGUGGAGCAGCAGCUGGGCGCCCAGCCGCUCCCCUUCCCGGGGAUGGACAAAUCGGGAGCUGCUGUCUGUGAUUUUUUCUUAAAGGCGGCCUGUGGGAAAGGAGGGAUGUGUCCGUUCCGACACAUCAGUGGGGAAAAGACUGUUGUCUGCAAACACUGGCUACGAGGUCUGUGCAAAAAGGGAGACCAGUGCGAAUUUCUGCAUGAAUAUGACAUGACCAAGAUGCCUGAGUGUUACUUCUACUCAAAAUAUGGGGAAUGCAGCAACAAGGAGUGCCCGUUCUUGCACAUCGAUCCAGAGUCUAAGAUUAAAGAUUGUCCUUGGUAUGAUCGAGGAUUUUGUAAACAUGGUCCACUCUGCAGACACAGACAUACACGGCGUGUUAUUUGUGUCAAUUACCUGGUGGGUUUUUGUCCAGAGGGCCCUGCCUGCAAAUUCAUGCACCCGCGAUUUGAGCUUCCCAUGGGAACCACAGAGCAACCUCCACUGCCUCCACCAACACAACCACAGCAAAAGCCAAACAACAACCCGCCAUUGCAGAGGUCGUCCUCCCUCAUCCAGUUAACAAGCCUGAACUCUUCUCCCAACCAACAGCGGACUCCUCAGGUCAUUGGCGUCAUGCAGUCUCAAAGCAAUAGCAUAGGAAACAGAGGCCCUCGGCCGCUGGAGCAGGUCACCUGUUACAAGUGUGGUGAAAAAGGACAUUAUGCCAACAGAUGUACCAAAGGACAUUUGGCUUUCCUUAGUGGACAAUGAGCCAGGACAUUGUACAGCACUUUUUAUACGGGAGCCAGAUUGUAUAUAACACUUUCUUGGAACUAUUUCACUUCUUAAUGCCUAUCUCGAAAGGAGUGGUUAACUGUGAACAACUCAUCGGUCGCCUUCUUUUUGUAUGUCAUAGUUUAACCUCUUAAGGAAAGAAGAUACAGCUAUUUAAGGACAAAUAAUAGCUGUAGUAUUUGCCUUUGUUCAAAUACUGUGGAGAAAUUGGUGAAGACAAACCUAAUACAGGUGUCUCCCUAAAUCCAGUGUGUGGAACAGGCACUUAUUGUUUCAGUAUGUUUGGCCUGGAAGCCGUAUUUUUGUUUUUGUUUUGGUUGAAUUGCUAAAUACAAUGCAUUUAUUCACAAGACAACACAUCUUACACAACUUGGAAGGUGUUUGGUACAAGGAUUUCUGGUGGAAACAAUUUACUUAGCUACCGUACCUGCAGCAGUCCAUUUUUAUGUUUUGGAGGGAAGAAGAGAUUCACUGCAACUGGAUAAAAGUUAGAGGGCUUACCUCUGAAUUAUGUCAAGAUCAAAGAAGCCUGUGAAGGCCUUUCUGUGCCCAUGGAAGAAGCAAGUAUAGACUUAGGACAAUUGGUAAUGUUCUGUGAGAACCAAAAUCAAAUUGAUUCCAGCCUUAGAAGCCAUUACCAAUAUAGGAAGGGUGAAGGAAUCCAUGUAGCAAUUGGGUCCUUUCCAGUUGUCAUUUUUGUACAAACUGCGUAGGGCUGCAUAUAAUCCCCGCCUUUAAUUUUUUAUUUUGCUUUCUGAGCAAUUUUUACCCCUUAUGGUACAAGUAAAUGAAAAUAUGUCCCACUACCUUUCCCCAGCACCGCUUUUUCUCUGCUAAGGUGGCACGUGGAAGAUAUGCAAUGGUAGCUCUGGUCACCAUUUUGACCAAAAUACGUGUGAAAAGUUUGCAUACUGUCAGAAGGAUGUCCUUUCUGUGGCGUGGGCUACAGAGACUUGGCUCCUGAUUAAAAACACCUUUUGAACUUGCUUGCACUCUUAUCUCCUGCAGGGAUUGACCAGUUAUUAGAACGGUUAUCCUUCUGAGCCAAAUACGUUUGCAGACUUCCCAUGUUUACAGUUCUGUUAACACAAAAUAGCAAAGGCAUCUGAAAUUUGCUGUACAAUUCAACCCUUGAAAAAACUGCCAUGAUUGUUUCUUUACGUCUUUCUUUCCUAUGCUCACUUGUGAUAGUCUGUUAAACUAAAAUAACAGCCUGUUUGUUUAAAUCAAAUCUAACUUGAAGGCACAGGGCAGAAAGCAAUACGUGCCCAGGAGGAACAUAAAUGGAGCCCUGCUUCAGAAUGACACAUUCAGGAUCAAUUAAAAUAUUUUUUAAAAGAA